UCUUGCAAAUGAAGAAAACUUUUUUUUUUACUUUUUAAUAUGAUAUUUCAUUUGUAGGUCCUUUAUUUAGAAAGAAUAUUUGCCUCCUCUACCUAGUAGAGAGCAAACUGAGACCUACUAAAUCGCGAGGAAUGCCUGUCUAAAUUUUACGGUCAAAUGGCAAGUCACAUGAGCUCGAACAAAUUAUAAGAAUUAUCUUUGUCUUUCUAGUGCUGUUCACUCUCCCUUCUGCAUACAGGAGCUGCAGAAAAUAUCUCAAGUUUAAGGUGUUGAUGGACAUGGAAUGCAGUGAUAUGAGCAUGUAUUUUACAGCAACCAAGAGUGUAAAUCAUCUUUUAUUCAAAGGAUGGCAUAUUUCAUCCAUUGGUGAUAUGAUCGGAACAAUGGCUGCCGCAUUCCUGUUUGCUGUACUUUAUGAAGCCUUAAAAGCAGUUGUUGCAUAUCACUACAAUAAGCCAUUACCCAAACAUGGUCAUCAAAAAAACAAUCAAGAACAAACACCUCUCGUCUCAAGUGAAUCAAUAAAUCACAUAGAGCAUUUUAGAUUAAAAGAUCACAYCAUCAAAACCAUCAUCUAUGUAGCCAACCUCGUGUAUGCAUACAUAUUGAUGCUUGUUGCUAUGUCAUACAAUGUCUGGUUGUUCUUGGCUCUUGUUCUUGGACUUGGCUUUGGUUAUUUCUUCUCUCAGCCUUUGUUUCAAUCAUUCUUGAUCACUUCCAAAAUAAAKAGAUUUAAAUCAUAUGGCUCAACACAUGGAAACUUAUAGAGCCAUAUAAAGGUGCAAUGUGCUGAUAGACCAAUUAAUAACGGCAUCUAGAAAUAAAUGRGUAAUGAUUCUCAAGUUAACAGGGUCGUGAAUUGUAGAGGAACGAGCUUGAAAAAACGUUUGCAGAGCUAAUUCUUAAAAUAUAUAUAGGCUAGAGUUGAAUUAUCAGAKAAGUACUCAUCAGUAUUAUUAUACUUUGUUUCAUGUAUAUUUUUUAUCAAGAGUUCAAGAAUCUCAAGUACUUACCGUUUCA
Messenger RNA from Exaiptasia diaphana, 1020 nucleotides. RefSeq names its product probable low affinity copper uptake protein 2. Gene Ontology annotation, molecular function: copper ion transmembrane transporter activity. The coding region runs from base 273 to 767 and encodes 164 amino acids. Gene Ontology annotation, biological process: copper ion transmembrane transport. Gene Ontology annotation, cellular component: membrane. Lineage: Eukaryota; Metazoa; Cnidaria; Anthozoa; Actiniaria; Aiptasiidae. The transcript has 4 exons. The record is from RefSeq and is a predicted model, not a curated record.